UUAAGCAGGCUGCAGCCCAUGAACAGUGCAUUGUGCCCAGAAGAAGACAGUGCUCUUCUUGUGGAGGGUCAGAGGAGAAAGAGGCUCAGCAGAGUGUGCUUGCUUAACAUCAGCCACAGGAAUGGGGACAAAGAGGAUUGAAACUUUGGUGACUUGUUCUGAAAGGGAAAAACUUAGUAUGGCAAUCAGAUGUGUAAUAGCUGUGCUGGUAGUUAUCACAAUGCUUAAUUUAGGUGGAACCUUAUUCAUCCUGCUGCAGUGGAAGGACAUUGCUUCUAGAAUGAGGCAGCUGGAAUCUUACCAAAGACCAUCUCAGGAGGACAUAAUGACCUCUCACCUGACACAGCUAAUAUCAGAGAUGAAAGAGAAAAACUUAGAAGAUGCAGAACCUCACAUCUCCAGAAACAAAAGGAGUCAGCGCCAUAGGCCGCAUGAAUCCUACAUACGAGCUGAAAAUGAAGACAUGCUUAUGAUGAUGACAUAUUCAAUGGUCCCGGUUCGUGUUAUGCUAGAUUUAUGCAACAGCACAAAAGGAUUCUGCCUAACAGGACCACCUGGGCCUCCAGGACUGCCUGGUAUUGACGGUUUGGAUGGGAUACCAGGAUAUAAUGGCUCAGAUGGGAUUAUUGGCUUGCCAGGACAAAAAGGGGAAACAGGCACAACUGGAAGAAGAGGAAAAACUGGUGAACCAGGAAUGAAAGGUGAGCCCGGUCAACAAGGAGAGAAGGGAGAUCCUGGUGAAAUUGGUCACCCAGGAAAGGAUGCCAUGCCAGGAAAAAGGGGUGAAAAAGGAGAGAAGGGGGACAUAUGUGAUAUAUCCAAUGACAUAUUUAGCGAAGAUAUGAAAGGAGAAAUGGGACCCCCUGGACCGCCAGGUCCACCUGGUCCUCCAGGCCCUGUGGGUCCUCCAGGUAGGAGGAAAGCUAAAUCUCAGCAAACCUUACAAGAGUUCAGCAGUCAGUGUACAGGAGAGUCCUGUGUUAUUCCUAAUGAUGAUACAAUGGCUGGAAAAACAAAUGAGAAAACGGAUGACCAGCUUCCAAAGCAAGGAGACUGCACUAUAAAGGCCAUAGAGAAUCCAACUCACGUUGCAAAAGUAAAGGAGACAUUUGGGGCGUGGAUGACUGACUUUUCAAACAGGACUGCUGAUGAAAGAAUUUGGAUUGCGGGACAUUUUUCAGGGCUAAUUGUAAAAGUCUAUGAAAAUAAAACAGCCUUACUGAAUGAUAACUACAAGACCAUGAAACUCCGCUGGUUCUAUCAUGGAUGUGGUCAUCUAGUGUAUGACAAAGCACUGUAUUACCACAAAGGAGGGUCCAAUAAAAUUGUAAGGUAUGAACUGGAGACAGAAUCCUUCCAAACACUGAGCAUUGAUAAUGCAGCAUAUCACAAUCGGAGCUAUCUCUUUUCAAAUUCUAAGUCAUACUUCAAAUUGGCUGCCGAUGAUGAAGAUCUGUGGAUAAUCUACUCUUCUGACGUGGACAAAAGCAUCAUGGUUGCUCAUUUGGAUGACAAAACCUUCUCUAUUACCCAGCACAUCAACACUACAUACCCAAAGUCUAAAGCAGGCAAUGCUUUUAUUGCAUGUGGAAUUCUUUAUGUUACAGAUACCAAAGAUUUGAGGGUGACCUUUGCAUUUGAGCUUUUAAAACAGAAGCAGGUUGAUGCUAGCUUCGACUUGAGGUCAUCAACAUCUGUUCUUUCAAUGUUGUCCUACAAUCCUAAAGAUCAGCAAUUAUAUGCAUGGGAAGAUGGAUAUCUGAUGUUAUACCCUGUGAACUUUAUGUUUAGUACUUAGUAUUGGACAUAUAUACAUUUCUGUAAUAUAAAAUAAAUAAAACACAUUCACUAUACCUUA
Messenger RNA from Pseudophryne corroboree (corroboree frog), 1858 nucleotides. It is a transcript of the gene GLDN, whose product is annotated as gliomedin. Bases 122 to 1798 code for a protein of 558 amino acids. Gene Ontology annotation, biological process: signal transduction. The record is from RefSeq and is a predicted model, not a curated record. Lineage: Eukaryota; Metazoa; Chordata; Amphibia; Anura; Myobatrachidae. Gene Ontology annotation, cellular component: cell surface. The transcript is spliced from 10 exons.